Messenger RNA from Trichomycterus rosablanca, 863 nucleotides. RefSeq names its product adenine phosphoribosyltransferase-like. Gene Ontology annotation, biological process: AMP salvage; adenine salvage. The record is from RefSeq and is a predicted model, not a curated record. The transcript has 3 exons. Bases 56 to 451 code for a protein of 131 amino acids. Gene Ontology annotation, cellular component: cytoplasm. NCBI's taxonomy places the organism in Eukaryota, Metazoa, Chordata, Actinopteri, Siluriformes, Trichomycteridae. Gene Ontology annotation, molecular function: adenine phosphoribosyltransferase activity; AMP binding; adenine binding.
CGCACCCUCAAUCUCACACGCGUGUAGUGACGGGAAGCUGUAGGCUGCUGUGAGCAUGGAUGCUAGCACCAAAGCUCAGAAACUUGAGCUUAUUGAACGGAAUAUUCGGCAUUUUCCUGACUUUCCAACCAAAGGAAUCGUGUUUAAGGAUAUUUGUCCAAUCGUGAAGGAGCCCAAAGCGCUGACUGCGGUCAUCGAUUUGUUUGAAGAACAUGUCAGACAGAAGUAUCCACAGACUGAACUCAUAGUUGGUCUGGAAGCUAGAGGCUUUUUGUUCGGGCCUCUUUUGUCGCAGAGGUUGGGAAUCGGCUUUGUGCCCGUCAGGAAGAAGGGGAAGCUUCCCGGUCCUACCGUGGCUGUUGAAUAUGUGAUGGAAAAAUGUGAAGAGGUUCAGAGAAUAAAGUGUGGCUCGAUGAGUGUACAAUGCAUGUAUUACGAAGGUUUGAGUUAAGCGUGUUUUUUACAGGCUGAAGCACAAGUCGAUGGUGUGGAACGUGGACAGCAGGUCAUUCUGAAGAUCUUGCAUGUUUUGUUUGUGAAACUUUUAUACAAUUGUGUUCAACACACACUACACAUCUAAGUAACCAAUUAUGUAUGUAAAGUAAUUAGUUCCUAAAUAGUUCUAUCUAAAUUUCUUAGUACGUAACUUAAUAUUGAAUAUAUUUAAUACUCUUAAAUAUAUUUUAAUAGAAGUCCCCUCUUCCCUUCACUCUUCAAUAUAUUUAAAUAAAAGUCCCCUCUUCCCUUCAUUCUUAAAUAUAUUUUAAUAAAAGUCCCCUCUUCCCUUCACUCUUCAAUAUAUUUUAAUAAAAGAACGAAGUCCCCUCUUCCCUUCACUCUUCAAUAAAUAUAUUUCAAUAAAA